GGUUCGUGUGAAUGUCUAAACGCCUUCUGGAUGCUUAUUAGUCCCGUACUGCACUACACGGCGUGAAAACAGCAUUUACCAGGUGUAGUGCCCUCAAUGUAGGGAGAAAGGAGGCGUUUGGGAUUGAGCCAGUAUGUGACGUUCCAGCACCUGACUGAAGCGACUGAAAAAGUGAAAGUCAGCAGUUUAAAAAUGCGGAAAAAGGAUUAACAUCUUCGGUGUGACUUGCAUCCUGGAAUGUUUAGGAGAGUGGUGGUGCUAAAUGGUGCUGCAGUUUGGAAAUCAGCACUAAUUCCCACCCACUGGCAGGACAAGACAAAUAUGUCGCGGCAGUUACAUGCACGAAGGCUUGAGAAAGUGGAAGAGAAUGUGUGGCUGGAAUUUACGAAGCUAGCUGCUGAGUAUAAGGUAGUGAACUUGGGUCAGGGGUUUCCUGACUUUUCUCCUCCCUGUUUUCUGUUGGAGUCUCUCUGCAAUGCUAUCAAAGGAGGACCCUCCAUGCACCAGUACACACGUGCCUUUGGCCAUCCACGCCUUGUCAAGAUCCUCGCCAAAUUCUUUGGGAGGAUUUUGGCGCGUGAAAUAGACCCCAUGCAGGAAAUCCUGGUUUCUGUGGGAGCCUAUGGAGCCCUUUUCUGUGCCUUUCAGGCUCUGGUUGAUGAGGGUGAUGAAGUGAUCAUUGUGGAGCCUUUCUUUGACUGCUAUGAAUCCAUGGCGUUAAUGGCAGGAGGAAAACCUGUCUACGUCUCCCUGAAGCCUCGAAAGGUCACUGGUCCAACUUUGUCCAGUGCUGAUUGGGUGUUGUGUCCUGAAGAGCUGGCCAGUAAAUUUAACUCUCGUACAAAGGCUAUCGUCAUCAACAAUCCCAAUAAUCCAUUAGGCAAGGUCUUUCAGAGGGAAGAGUUGCAGAUGAUAGCUGACCUGUGUAUAAAGCAUGAUGUUAUUUGCUUCAGUGAUGAGGUGUAUGAGUGGCUAACAUAUGAUGGAGCAAAACAUAUUAAAACAGCAAGUCUUCCGGGCAUGUGGGAGCGUACCAUCAGUGUUGGCAGUGCAGGCAAGAGCUUCAGUGCUACAGGAUGGAAGGUGGGCUGGGCAAUAGGGCCGGGACACCUACUGAAACACCUGCAAAAUGUCCAUCAGAACUCCUUAUAUCACUGUCCCACUCUCAAUCAGGAGGCUGUUGCUGUGGCUUUUGAAAGGGAGUCUGAAUUGUUUGGCACAGACGAAAGCUACUUCAAACAGCUACCCACACAGCUCCAGGUCAAACGGCUCAAGCUAGCUGAGAGUCUGAGGAGCGUAGGGCUACAGCCCUUCCUGCCCGAGGGUGGCUACUUCAUGAUCACAGACAUUUCCUCCCUGAAGGUUGACCUGAAUGACCCAAGCUCCAAGAACGAACCCUACGACUACAGAUUUGUCAAGUGGCUUAUUAAAGAGAAGCGUUUGGGUACUAUCCCUGUAUCUGCAUUUUACAGCCAAGAAAGCAGAGCAGAUUUUCAGAACUACAUUAGAUUCUGCUUUGUCAAGGAUGACUCCACCCUCAAAGCUGCUGAAGAUAUUCUGAGACAAUGGAAAGACCAAAAAUAGAUGGAAUAAUAUGAUCAUCUCCAAAAUGAGCUUUGCAAGUCAAAUUGCUCACAUAUACCAGUAUAGAAGAAUCUUGUUUUAUUUUAACUGUGUAUAAAUUAAACAGAGUUGUUUAAAAUCA
Molecule: messenger RNA, 1705 nt
Organism: Pangasianodon hypophthalmus (striped catfish)
Lineage: Eukaryota; Metazoa; Chordata; Actinopteri; Siluriformes; Pangasiidae
Gene: kyat1
Product: kynurenine aminotransferase 1
Exons: 14
Coding region: 238-1584 (448 amino acids)
Biological process (GO): biosynthetic process
Cellular component (GO): cytoplasm; mitochondrion
Molecular function (GO): pyridoxal phosphate binding; L-kynurenine:2-oxoglutarate transaminase activity
Source: RefSeq, a predicted model, not a curated record